AUUUGUCACUACCGGAACGGUAAAGUUGUCUCUUGUCCCAAGAAGAUGAUUUUCUAUUAGGAUAUUUAGGACAACACUUGGGAUAUAUUUUGUGUUUGGAUGAGUAUUAGGAGUUCUUCUUUUUAGAUUGCAUGUUUUUCUGGUGAUUUCAUUGAAGUAGUGUGCUAAUUUCACCCGGAACUAACAUCAGAGUGACCAAAAUGGCGGACCAAGAUUUUGGAAACCUUUCCGCUCAGGAGCUGCGAUACCUGGCGAUUGACAGAAGUGUUGUUAAUAAUCCUGCAUUGCAGGCAGAAUGGGCUGCCAAAAAAUUAAUAUGGAUUCCCGACGAAACCCAUGGAUUUGUAGGUGCCAGUGUAAAAGGCGACAGAGGCGAUCAAUUGGAAGUUGUUAUAGACGAAACUGGCAAAAAGGUGUUGAUCCACCGUGAUGAUGUGCAAAAAAUGAACCCUCCAAAAUUUAAUAAAGUUGAGGACAUGGCAGAACUGACGUGCCUAAAUGAAGCCUCUGUUCUUCACAACUUAAAAGACAGAUAUUACUCGGGCUUAAUAUAUACAUAUUCUGGUUUAUUUUGUGUGGUUGUGAAUCCAUACAAGAAGCUUCCCAUCUAUACAGAAAAGGUUGUCGAACUGUACAAGGGCAAGAAGCGACAUGAAGUUCCACCACAUGUGUAUGCCAUUACUGAUUCAGCCUACAGGUGUAUGCUUCAAGACCGAGAAGAUCAGUCGAUCCUUUGCACAGGAGAAUCUGGUGCUGGUAAAACGGAAAACACCAAAAAGGUCAUCCAGUAUUUGGCAUACGUUGCUGCAUCAUCAAAGAGUCAGCGAACCUCUGUCUCCAACAUUCACGUCCAGGUUUCCCAGUCGCCACAGAUUUGUGGUGAACUUGAAAACCAACUUCUGAAAGCCAACCCCAUUUUGGAGGCAUUUGGUAAUGCCAAGACCAUCAAGAAUGACAACUCUUCUCGAUUUGGAAAAUUCAUUCGAAUUAAUUUCGACUCUUCUGGAUACAUAUCUGGUGCCAAUAUUGAGACUUAUCUUCUGGAAAAAUCCCGAGCAGUGCGACAGACAGAUCAGGAGCGAUCCUUCCACAUCUUCUACCAGUUUCUGCAAGGAGCUACAGCUACGCAAAGAAAGGAGUUCUUGCUGGAUGAUGCGCGGAACUACUCUUACUUGUCGCAUGGCUACGUGGUUGUGCCUGGCCUGGACGACCUUGGGGAGUAUAAAUCCACCAUCGAGGCCAUGACCAUCAUGGGGUUGACAGCUGAAGAUCAGUCAGCCAUCUUUCGAUUGAUUUCUGCUGUUUUGCUGAUGGGAAACAUGUUGUUCAAGGCAGAAAGGAACAGUGACCAAGCUUGCCUGCCCGACAACACUGUUGCUCAGAAAGCAUGCCAUCUUCUUGGAUUGCACGUUACAGCCAUAACACAAGCAUUCCUGAAACCGAAGAUCAAGGUUGGCCGAGAUUAUGUCACAAAGGCUCAAAGUAAAGAACAGGUUGAGUAUGCAGUUGAAGCUAUGUCUAAAGCUCUGUACGAACGCAUGUUCAAGUGGAUUGUUGCAAGAAUCAACAAAUCUCUGGAUAGGACCAAGCGUCAGGGUGCCAGUUUCAUCGGAAUACUGGACAUUGCAGGUUUUGAAAUCUUCAAGAUGAACUCGUUUGAGCAGCUUUGCAUCAACUACACCAAUGAGAAACUGCAGCAGUUGUUCAACCACACCAUGUUUAUCCUGGAGCAGGAAGAGUACCAGCGGGAAGGAAUCGAGUGGAAGUUCAUCGACUUCGGCUUGGAUCUUCAGCCAACCAUUGACCUGCUCGAAAAGCCUAUGGGAAUUUUGGCCUUGCUGGAUGAAGAGUGUUGGUUUCCAAAAGCUACUGACAAAACAUUUGUGGAGAAGAUUUAUGCAUCACAUGCCCAACACCCAAAGUUCAGAAAAGCAGAUUUCCGAGAUAAUGCAGAUUUCAGUCUCGUCCAUUAUGCUGGCAGGGUGAACUACAAGGCUGAGAAGUGGCUGUUGAAGAACAUGGACCCGCUGAAUGAGAAUGUCGUGUCACUUAUGCAGCAGUCGUCCGAUCCAUUCAUUGUGCAAAUCUGGAAGGAUGCCGAGAUUGUUGGCAUGGGUGCUGCUGCCGCUGUGGAUACAAUGUUCGGAUCUCGAACAAGAAAAGGAAUGUUCCGAACUGUGGGUCAGCUGUACAAGGAACAACUUGCCAAACUGAUGGCAACGCUGAGAAACACAAACCCCAAUUUUGUCCGAUGUAUCAUUCCAAAUCACGAGAAGAAGGCUGGCAAGAUCGAUUCGCCCCUUGUUCUCGACCAGCUGAGGUGCAACGGUGUUCUUGAAGGAAUCCGUAUUUGCCGACAAGGUUUCCCCAACAGGAUCCUCUUCCAAGAGUUCAGACAGCGGUAUGAAAUUCUCACCCCCAAUGCUGUCCCACGAGGUUUCAUGGAUGGAAGGAAAGCAGCUGAAAAAAUGAUACAAGCUCUGGAGCUGGAUACCAACCUGUACCGUGUUGGUCAGAGCAAGAUCUUCUUCCGUGCUGGGGUUCUGGCUCACCUGGAGGAGGAGAGGGACCUCAAGCUGACAGACAUCAUCAUUCAGUUCCAGGCUCUGGCCAGAGGCCUCCUGGCUCGAAGGAACUAUGUGAAGCGUCUACAACAGAUCAAUGCUAUCCGUGUCAUCCAGAGGAACUGUGCUGCUUAUCUGAAACUGCGCAACUGGCAGUGGUGGAGAUUGUUUACAAAGGUGAAACCGUUGUUGCAAGUAACUGGCCAGGAAGAGAAACAGAAGCAGAUAGAAGAGGAGUUGAAGAAGGUGAAGGAAACGUAUGACAAACAGAGGUCUGACCAUGAGGAGAUGGAGCGACGCUACGCCCAGACCAUUGCGGAGAAGAAUAUCCUUGCUGAGCAGCUGCAGGCGGAGACGGAGUUGUGCCAGGAGGCGGAAGAGUCUCGAGCUCGAUUAGCGGCAAGAAAAGAAGAACUUGAGGAUAUGCUUCAUGAUUUGGAGGUACGGAUUGAAGAGGAAGAAGACCAGGUCAAUGCUAUGAUUGAAGAUAAAAAGAAAUUUCAACAGACCAUACAGGAUCUAGAGGAUCAACUAGAAGAGGAGGAACAGGCUAGACAGAAGUUACAGCUAGAGAAGGUGACUGCGGACUCGAAGAUAAAGAAGCUGGAAGAGGACCUAGCCGUGCAGGAUGACACGAACCAGCGUAUGAGCAAGGAGAAGAAGCUGAUGGAGGAGCGAAUGAGUGACCUGCAGAACGAGCUGGUGCAGGAGGAGGAGAAGUCGAAACAGCUGGGCAAGCUGAAGAACAAGUACGAGGCCAUCAUAGCUGACCUGGAGGAGCGCCUCCGCAAGGAGCAGCAGGCGCGCCAGGAGCUGGAGAAGAUCCGCCGCCGUCUCGAGAUGGAGCUGGCCGAUGCACGCGAUCAGCUCAAUGAGAAGAGAGAGCAGGUGGAGGAACUGCAGGCCCAGCUUGCCAAGAGGGAGGAAGAGGUGCAACAGGCACUGCAGAAGACUGAUGAAGAAUCUCUGGCGCGGUCCAGUAUUAGUAAACAAGUGCGGGAACUCCAGAACCAGCUGCAAGAGCUGCACGAGGACUUGGACACUGAACGCGAGGCGCGUAACAAGGCGGAGAAACAGAAGCGGGAUCUUAAUGAGGAACUUGAAGCUCUGAAAACUGAAUUUGAAGAGUCUUUGGACACAACUGCUGCUGUGACCGAAUUGCGAAACAAGCGUGAACAGGAGGUGAUGGAGUUGAAGAAGACUGAGGAACUGGAAAGACGUAAACAUGAAGAGCAGAUACAGGAGACCCGGCAGAAAUACCAGGGACAGGUGGAACAGCUGAACGAAGAGCUAGAGAACCUAAGAAAGAGCAAAAACAGUCUGGAGAAGAUGAAGAACACGCUGGAAGCUGAAAAUCAAGAUCUGGCAAGCGACUUGAAACAGGUCCAGCUUGCCAAACAGGAAUCUGAACGCAAGCGAAAAGCUGGGGAUCAACAGAUUCAGGAGCUUACAAUUCGUCUGCAAGAGCUGGAUCGGAACAAAGGAGAGGUUUCCGACAAAGUGUCGAAAAUGCAAACAGAGUUGGAGCAGACGUCGAGCCAGCUGGAGGUGGCCGACACGAAGGCGCUGCAGCUGUCUCAGAAGGUGUCCUCACUGGAGGCCCAGCUGGCAGACAACCAAGACGUACUGCAGGAGGAGACCAGGCAGAAGUUGGCCGCACAGUCGAAGCUCAGACAGGCCUUGGACGAUCGUGAUUCUAUGGCUGAACGUCUCGAGGAAGAAGAGGAAAACAAGAAGACAUUGCAGAAGCAACUUGCUGACCUCAAUCAAAAGAUUGUGGAGGUGAAGAAGAAGGCAGAGGCUGAUGCUGCUAACAAUGAGGCCCUGGAGGAGUUCAAGAAGAAGGCGGCACGUGACAUGGACAACAUCAUGGCACAGCUGGAGGAAGCACAUGCUCAGAAUGAACGCGUUGACAAAUCGCGCAAGAAGCUGCAAGCUGAGGUGGAAGAUUUAACUAAUGAGUUGCAAAACCAUCGUUCUAAUGUCAGCCAGAUGGAGAAGAAACAGAGGAAGUUUGAUCAGAUGUUGGCUGAAGAGAAGGCCAUUUCUGAAAGACUUGGAAUAGAACGAGAUAACAUUGAGAGAGAAAGUCGGGAGAAAGAGACUAAGAUUCUGAACAUGAACCGUGACCUGGAAGAUAUACGAGACAGACUGGAACAGUCGGAGCGCCAGCGUCAGUCACAGGCCAGGGAGUUGGAUGAUCUUGUGGCCUCUAGAGACGGAGUUGGCAAAAGUGUUCAUGACCUUGAGAAGGCUAAGCGUGCCCUUGAGCAGCAGGUAGAGGAGCAGCGCACUCAGAUCGAGGAGCUGGAGGACGAGCUGCAGGCAACGGAGGAUGCCAAACUCCGCCUGGAAGUGAACAUGCAGGCACUGAAGGCUCAGUACGACCGCGACAUGCAGGGUCGCGAAGACCUCGUUGAAGAAGCAAAGAAAACACUCUUUAGACAGCUGCGUGAGAUGGAAGCUGAACUUGAGGAUGAGCGCAAGCAGCGUGCGGCAGCAGUGAGUGCGCGUAACAAACUGCUGGGUGACCUGAAGGAGAUGGAGGGCCAGCUGGAGAUGGCCAACAAGGUGAAGGAGGAUGCGGUCAAGCAGUACAAGCGCAUCCAGGCCCAGAUGAAGGAACUUCAGCGCGAACUCGACGACGCCAGGCUGGCCCGCGACGAAAUGGUACAGUCCUUCAAGGACAAUGAAAAGAAGACAAAAAAUCUGGAGGCCGAGUUGCUGAGGCUGCAGGAAGAGCUGGCGGCUGCAGAACGGGCUAGGCGUGCCGCUGAGAAUGAUCGGGACGAACUCGCAGAGGAAAUAACUGGAUUCGCCAAUGCUAAGCUUGCACUCAUAGAGGAAAAACGUCGCCUUGAGUCACGCAUCAAUGAACUCGAAGAUGAACUUGAGGAUGAAAACACCAAUGCUGAGUUGGCAGCUGACAAAGCACGCAAAGCAGUGUUAGCGAUGGAUCAGAUGAGUACCGAGCUGGCAUCCGAGCGAUCCGUGUCUCAGAAGCUUGAGAAUCAGAAACUGGCAUUGGAGCGCCAGAACAAGGAAAUGCGAGACAAGCUGGCCGAGCUAGAGGGCCAGAGUCGAGCUCGCACCAAGGCGAUCAUCGCGGCUCUCGAGAGCAAGGUGGUGAACCUGGAGGAGCAGCUGGAGAUAGAGGCAAAGGAGCGUUCAAUGCUGCAGCGCACAAGUCGCAAACUGGAGAAGAAACUCAAGGAACUUGUACUACAAGCCGAGGAUGAGCGUCGCCAUGCCGAUCAGUACAAGGAACAGGUUGACAAGAUGACGAACCGGGUGAAAGCUUUGAAACGUCAGGUGGAUGAGGGAGAGGAAGAGAUAGCGCGUCUGAAUGCACAGAAACGCAAACUGCAGCGCGAUAUUGAUGAACAGCUGGAGGCUAAUGAAGUUGUAACCAGAGAAGUUAAUCAAUUAAGGAAAUUCAGACCAUCCACUGCGACCAGUAGAUCUGCACGUGGGCUCAUAGCAUCAAUAAGGAGUCAGGCGGCAGAGGAGGAAGAUGGGCCAGAAGAUGCAGAGCAGAACCAAGCAGAAACCUGAACAUUAACACCAUAACCAGUCAAAAGCCUGCAUCUGUAUAUCAGAAUUCAACCAAUCAGAAACCUUUUCAGAACCAGCAUAGUUCAUACAUACAUAUUAUAUAUAUAUAUAUAUUAAACUGAUGUUAGCGAUGUAAGUGCUGGCACACUGUAGUUGUCUAUAUUAUGCAUCAUAUUUGCUAUUAUGUUAUGCUACAACCAAUGAACCAUGACAGGUUUUUCUUGGUUGCAGUGCUGCUGUUAGGAAACUUAUACAUUCUAGUUAAUCUUUUCAUUGCUAUAUAAAAUACAAUUUUGUUGAUUAUUUUUUUAAUGCUGUGCUUAUUUUUACAUACUAGGCAUUUUUUGGAUCUUGUAUCUGCAGACAUCAGUGUGAAGGCUUCCAUCUGGGACUGUUAUACAAACUAUAACAUUCUGCACAAUUGUGUUGUAUUUGGUGCUGUUUCCAACAUAUCAAAUGAAAUAUCAAAAAACUUGCCAUUAGCUGUUUACCAGUGAAAAAAAAAAAAAACCUUCAGCUGUUUGGCGUAUAUUUUAUAAUAAUUUUGGUAUAUAUAGGGAAUUUGUGCAGGAGGAAAAGUGAUAUCAGAGAAAUGUAAAAAAUAUAGGGUGCUGUUACCUGACCAUUCCAAUUGCAGUCUAGCUUGAUAUUUCAGUUUUACAUUGUUACUUUGUUUUUUUCCCACUGUUGCAAAACCAGCAGUGAAUUUCUUACUUCAGUAAUCUCCUUGUCUUCUCAUUUUGCAAAAUACAUACUGAUUUCAGUCUCAAAUUUAAUCUGUCAUUUAGAUGUUCAUAAUUAUAAAACCCAGGUUUUUUAUUUUAAAAAUAAAUUCUACCGACUAGGCUUGACAUAUUUUUAUGAGUCGGUAAAUUACAUAAUGUUAAACAUAACUAGUUUAAUUGCCCUAGUAUUUGUUGGUUAACAUUUGAAAUUGAAUUCUAACGAUGCAAAAUGCAUUAUCACCACCUCUGAUAUCAGUGUAACCACACCAACAAGAUAGUAUCCGUGUGUGUGUACUUAAAUUGACAGGAUACAAAAAAUUAUCUUUUUCUUUUUUUCUUUUUUUUUAAAAAUGAUAUAAAGGAUUAUUGAAUUCAUAAAAAGCUUUGUAAAGUUAAACAAAUGAAUGUACAAAUAGUUCUUGAAUUGUGGAAUGUUUAUGUUUGAGAAAGUAUUAAAACCAUCUUUUUGAAUUUCUCAAGAGUGACAUCUAUACAAUUGAAUGAGGGGCUCUUCAUCGCAAUUGGUAAAAGACUUUAAAAAUGUCCAAUGUUGCUUCAGGUGUAUAUAUCCUGAUUUAUUUAGCCAUUAUUAGGUGUUAUACUUCCUACCUGUUGUAUAGUCUUUGUAAUUGUUUUGUUUUUAAUUUCUCACUGUAAUGUAUUAGUAAUGAAAAUGGAAUAUUGGCAUGGUAUCUGUUGCCUUAAUCACCAGUGCAGUCUUUCGGAACGUUGAAACAUUUUCUUUUUAAAUGUCUCAUUCUUCAACGGGUCACACAGGGAUCGUUUUUAUAUUUUAUAUAAUAUACGUAUAUUGAAAAAGUAAGAAAAUUUACAUUUUAAAAUAAAUGAUGGUUUAAUGUUUUUGUUAACAUGAACAUUGGUCAGAUCCUUGGAUCAAAUCUUAUAACCUCAUCAACAUAUUCCACUGCUUGCAAAACAUCUUUUAGAUGUUCAGAUUCAGAUCAGCCACACAUUGAUCCUGUAAUAGUAUGGAAUUAGUAUAAUACUAUUGUGGAUAAUUUAACAGUCCAGAAAAUGCAAGAUGGUCAUUCACUUUUUCAGAAUUUUGACGUAAAGUGACAUUUGUUUUUCUAUUACAAUUUUUUUUCCCCCCUCCCAUUUUCUUUUUUCAAAUAUUCAAUACCAUCCAUUUAUAGCAGGCAAACAAACUAUGCUUUGUUUUGCAAGAGACAGGUGAGGUUUAAUCAUUAAAGUGGAGGACACUACCAUGUAGUAAUAAUAUUUAAAGAGUUGGCCAGUAGAAGAUGCACUUAUUCAAAAUUUGGAUGCAGUGCAUUAAAAAUUACACAUGCUUUGAAACAGUGGUUGUGUAAUUUUAUUAUAUGGCGACACUGUUACGGACUGAAAAUUGCAUAAUAAAACCAGUUAAAACUACAGUAUGAGGAGUGAAAUGCUGGAAUAUUUAUUAACACUUGUUUCUUACUUGUUCUGUGUUUCCUGUAGUGGCUUGUACAUGGACAGAUUAUUGUUUCACCGAGAAUAUUUUCUCUUUUUUAUUUUCUUUCUAUAAGUCUUUGUCUCUUUUAAUGGCUGUAGUCUAACGUGCUGGGCUGGCAUUAAACAUUCCUCUGUUGUUUUCACAAUUUCUUUCUCUUUUUUUUUUCUCUUUUUUUAAAAGGUAUUUGCUAUAUGGUAAUCAUUCUUUAAAAUAAUUAUCCAUUUUGAUGCUUUUGUUUUUGAGAAGAUUAAUUUUUAUUAAAAUAAUAAAAUAUAACCUAUUAGCAGUAUGUAUUAUUAUUUAAUAGUGCUUAUACACACUAACUUGUUUGUAACUAAAUGACACAAAAUGUGAUUGCAAUUCUCAGUUGCCACUAUUGUAAGGUAGACAAUUAUGCAUUUUUGUUCCAGUUUUGCUGUCUCUGUUUCUCUGUUGUACUGUGAGUUAACUCAUUAUUAUUAAGUAAGUCGAUCCCUGGAAAAUAACAGCCCUCCAUCUACUAAUCAUGGAUGCAAUUUGGUGUUGUCGUGAUUGGGUAUAUUUGUCAAAUCUAUAGUCCAUUUGUUAUGUCCAUAGUAUGUCAGCCUUUAUGUGUGGGUGGGAUCUUGUUUUUUUUCUCAGCAAGUUUUAAAAAUACAAAAUGUAUUAUUUUUGCUGUAAUUUGAAAAUGUUUUGUUUAAAUAAAGCAGUUUUUUAUUGUAAUAAAUGCAUCUUUCAUGUAAAAAUCAAAAAUCGUAGUGGUCACUCAUUUUAUUAGGACCACAAAUGCAAGUGUAGUUUUUAACAUGUUUUAUAUAUAUAUAUAUAUAUAUAUAUAUAUAUAUAUAUAUAUAUAUAUAUAUAUAUAUAUAUAUAUAUAACUUUCAGAAUAGUAUUUGAAGUAAUUGUAAUAUUUAAAAAAAAGGAUAUAACUUUUUACAUCUAUACAAUAUGGAGUAAUUAAAAUUAAAAUAAUCAGUAUCUACUGAAGAAAAACAUAUUUGGGACCUCAGAUUUUCUUUUUAUAUAAUACUUAAUUGUUUUAAAGUCGGAAUAAUUAAAUAGACAAAACAUUCCAAGUUUUAUGUGCUUAAAUUAAUAAGUAAAAAUUGCUUUUCUUUUUUUUCUUCUUCUUAAGGUCAUAUUAUGGUUAUAGUUGUCAGUACAUCCAUCCAUAAACUUUUUGUUUCUGGAGCACAUCUAUCUUAUCAAUUCAUAUAGGAUCAUCAAACCUUGUAUGCAAGUACAAUUUGGGAUGGUUGUGUAUUGCAUACCAUAACUAGGUCACUGUGACCUAUUUCAAAUUAAAAGAAAUACUUGUCCAGGCUUUGGAUGGUGGUGUGUUGCAUACCAUAACAAGGUCACCAUGACCUACUUUGACGGGCAUAUGUACCUCAUUGGAAAUGAAGUUGAUUUUUAAUUUUUGGUUUAACUGAAAAAAAUUGCACUGUAGUGGUUGAACAAAAAACUUAACGCAAAAAAAAUUCAAAAAAAUCAAGGGAAUUAGAUUACGGUUUUCAGCAAUAAGAUAUUGGUCAUAAUCUUGUUGUAAUGUUUUCUUAGUUAUAUAAGAGAUGUUUGAUGAAUUUGAAGUGGAACAAUGCUUUUCUGUAAUUGUACAUAGAAAUGUACCUAAUGUGAAAGGAUGGGAUGAGAAAAAAACUACAUAUUUUUGUAUAUUUUUACGGAAAAGAGUUGAUGGUAGUUACAGAAUUUAUAGCUACAGUGAUGGGAACAAAUGCUGUUUGUGUUCUUGAUGGAGAAAGGCUGAUGUCACAUGUGAUACUUGAAUGCUUUUCACAAAGAAUGGGAUCAAAUUGUUACAGUAUAUCAUAUAUAUUUUGAUGAUAAAACCUAGUAUAAUUAUAGCUAUGAUUAUGCAUUUAUUUACGAACAAUUGUAUAUCUGUUUUGAAAUUGAUGGAUUCUAGCAAUCAUAUACGCUUGGCUGACAUAAAAAAAAAAUUGAAUAAAUGAUUUAAAAAAAUCA
This is a messenger RNA of Gigantopelta aegis, 10271 nucleotides long. Its product is annotated as myosin heavy chain, non-muscle-like. Gene Ontology annotation, cellular component: myosin complex. The transcript is spliced from 35 exons. NCBI's taxonomy places the organism in Eukaryota, Metazoa, Mollusca, Gastropoda, Neomphalida, Peltospiridae. Gene Ontology annotation, molecular function: actin filament binding; ATP binding; cytoskeletal motor activity. The coding region runs from base 201 to 6119 and encodes 1972 amino acids. The record is from RefSeq and is a predicted model, not a curated record.